AUGCCGCUCCCACAGUCUAAAAACCGUGUCGGUUUAGGACACGCCAUUAUCAACCGACGUGCAAAAGAAGCGCGCGACCCAAAAUCGUCCGAAUUUCACACCACCGACACACAUUUCGGUCAGCCGAAAUGGAAACAGCUGCAGUCUGUCACACAUGAAGGUGAUUUGGAAGAGUUCCUAAAUACAGCAGAAAUGGCCGACGCAGACUUCACUGCCGAGCGGCGUGGCGUGAAAGUCAUCGACACGAGCGGAUCGCGCACGCGCCACAACCCGUACUUGUUGACGCCUCAGCAAGAAGCUGAAGUGCUAGAGAACCAGCGCGCCAACAAAGAUCGUUUGCGCGUACCCAGACGUCCACGAUGGAACGAAAGGACGACACCUGCGCAACUUGAGCGCGCAGAAAAGGAUGCGUUUCUUACGUGGCGUCGUGGCCUCGCUGAACUUCAAGAUGGAAUCGGGUUCGUCCUGACACCCUUUGAACGUAACUUGGAAGUUUGGCGUCAGCUAUGGCGUGUGAUUGAGCGUAGCCAGCUGGUUGUUCAAAUUGUCGAUGCGCGCAAUCCUCUCCGAUUCCGCUGUGAAGAUUUAGAACGAUACGUCCACAGCAUGCCGGCAAAUCCCGCUGACAUGUCAGCCAUUCCUCCGGACGACGCAAAGCAUUAUCGCGGUCCUCGCAAUACCCUCCUGCUGAUUAACAAGGCAGAUCUUCUCGACAACGAGCAGCGCCGCCUAUGGGCGAAGCACUUCCAGGACCACGGUGUCAUGUUUGCCUUUUUCAGUGCGAUGGAUGAAACGGCGCGGCAACUCGCAAAGCAGCAGCGUGCCGAGCAGUUUGAGGCUGUGCGUAUCCAAAAAGACAGCGAGAAUGUUGAACAUGAAGAGAAACAAGGGAUCGAGGGCACGGACAACACGAGCGAGGACGAACAAUCGCAGGCUCCCCAUCAUACGGAGAGUGUCAAAGACGCCGACACCGCUAACACUACCCCUGAUGUGAAGCCUUUAGAUGACUCACGCACCCCUGAGGCAACAGCUGAUGCUGUCGAAAGUACCCUGUCUCUCCAAGAUGACCCAGCACGAAUCUUGAGUGUGCUUGAGCUGGAGGACCUGUUCUUGCAUUGUGCGCCAGAUCUGACGCUCUUCCGUCGUCCUGGCACAGACCUGCCGAACGAUGGUGUGCCCGAGAAACUAACGGUUGGGUUUGUAGGCUACCCGAACGUCGGUAAAUCAUCCACUAUCAACGCGCUCCUGGGCGAGAAGAAAGUCUCUGUUAGUGCUACACCCGGCAAGACGAAACAUUUCCAAACGAUUCAUCUCAGUCCCACGACCAUCAUUUGCGACUGUCCAGGACUUGUCUUUCCGCAAUUCUCUACGUCGCCGGCUGAUCUUGUGUGCGAUGGCAUUCUUCCCAUUGAUCAAAUGCGCGAAUACACAGCGCCUGCCGAGCUUGUGGCGCAGCGCAUCCCAAAGGACAUCCUAUGCCGAACGUACAACAUGGAUAUCCCUACUCUCAGUAAAGAGGAAGGUGGUCUCGGCCGCCCAACAGGCAUGGAAAUACUCACAGCGUUUGCCAUUGCGCGUGGACUGGCACGACAAGGCCAGGGCAAUCCGGACGAGUCGCGUGCUGCUCGCUAUGUCCUCAAGGAUUAUGUGAAUGCCCGCCUAUUGUACGCACAUCCCCCCCCAGGUGUCGAUGCCCACACCUUUAAUGCAGGUCGUCAAGAGAAACUGCGACAAGAACUGCCUGAGCGCCGGCCUGCUUCGACGCCGUCGUCGUCAUCGUCGUCGACUACGCCAGUCACUCCACAUAUGCAUGGCGGACGAGCGUCAGUGGCUGACUCGUCGAAGACAGCAUCGAUUGACCAAGCCUUUUUUGGUGACUCUGCCACCUCGAGUAUCAUGACGAAGGCCGAAGACGCAUGCCGCCUGUCGGCCGUCUGA
Messenger RNA from Malassezia globosa CBS 7966, 1938 nucleotides. RefSeq lists its product as uncharacterized. The record is from RefSeq and is a predicted model, not a curated record. The transcript has a single exon. The coding region runs from base 1 to 1938 and encodes 645 amino acids. Gene Ontology annotation, biological process: ribosomal subunit export from nucleus. Gene Ontology annotation, molecular function: GTPase activity; GTP binding. Gene Ontology annotation, cellular component: cytosol. Lineage: Eukaryota; Fungi; Basidiomycota; Malasseziomycetes; Malasseziales; Malasseziaceae.